Molecule: messenger RNA, 1311 nt
Organism: Folsomia candida
Lineage: Eukaryota; Metazoa; Arthropoda; Collembola; Entomobryomorpha; Isotomidae
Exons: 6
Coding region: 139-1140 (333 amino acids)
Source: RefSeq, a predicted model, not a curated record
AGUUUUACGAUGGUCUCGACAAACUCGCGCUCAACUGCUGCUGCACUGCUCGAUUCAACAUCAUGAUAACAAAAACUCCAGCUGCGACAGAAAUGACACCAAGUUAGUGAAAUCGAUUAAUGAUUGACCGAUAAGGUCAUGUCGCAAGACUACGAGGAUAAGAUGCAGCAGGUGAAUGAUCGUCUCCUCGCUUCCUGCGAUGCCGCCCUGGCCCGUGGUCUUUCGCCGAAAAGAAUACAACGUACCCUUCACCAAGUUGCCGCCGAGGGGAUUUCCUCCCCCACGACACCACCACCUUCGAGAAGUAGAGUCAUCUUGUACACUAUUUCAAUCCUCAUCGUCGCCCCCGUCGUUGCUUCUCUAGUGGUGGACAUUUUACUAAAUUGUAGUAAAAUCCUGUCAUCCUUCCAUUCUCGGAGAUGCCUUUUACCUUCACACCCACUCCUCAUGGAGAUGGUUAGACCCGUCGCACCGUGCAACUUUUGCGCUAAUCAAGAACUGGUCGAACUAUCGGAACCUCCGAAUGCAUCGUGGUUUGGUGAAUUGGCGUACCGUGGAUUGCCAAUUAUUCUUCGUAAUUACUCUGUGAUGACUAAGACAACUAGUUUAGAUCUCGCUACACUAACUGGUAUCUUGAAAGAGGAGACCAAAUUUUGGGAGGAAGAUAACCAGGAAGAAGAUGAGUGUCAGUUUCUUCCGUUUCGUUCGCCAUUUACCUCGCUUCGUCAUGCGCUGGACGUCAUACCAGACAUGACGGGGUGGGGAGAGCCGUGGUAUAUUGGGUGGAGCAAUUGUCAUCCAGGUGUGGCAGCAAAGUUACGUUCGCUUAUCCCCAGACCUGCAUUCCUACCCGAAAAGUCUGAAAGUUCUGCCAUUGAUUGGAUCUUCAUCGGCUCACCUGGAUUGGGGGCUGCGAUGCAUAUCGAUUAUGUUCGACGGCCCUCGUGGCAACUGCAAUUAUCUGGAGUAAAGACGUGGGAGUUACGUCCCCCUCCAGAAUGCGAGACCGAAUGUCCCCCUUCCAUUACGUUUACAAUUUAUCCAGGAGAUCUCUUAUUUCUCGAAACUAAUACCUGGUAUCAUCAAACCUUCGUCGAGGGGAAGGAUCUCUCAAUCAGUAUUGGAUCAGAGUACGACUGAAAUGACACUAAAAUUUGUAGUCUACAAAUAAAUUUAUUUAGUGACAUAUUCUAAAGUCUGGAAUACUGCAUUUGCAUUUUGCAUGUCAUUUACCAUAUUUAUUUAUUAAUCCUUUUUAGGAAAAUUGUGAAAAUACAAUCAAUGCAAAAUAAACUGGUUCAAUUAUUCUUA